Molecule: messenger RNA, 294 nt
Organism: Anisakis simplex (herring worm)
Lineage: Eukaryota; Metazoa; Nematoda; Chromadorea; Rhabditida; Anisakidae
Source: the annotation of a GenBank genome assembly
AUGCUGGAUGGAAGGAAGGACGGAGGGAUGGAUGGAUGGUUGGAUGGAUGGAUACAAGAAGGCGAUAGGUGGUGGACAGCAGCAGCAGUAGAAGAAGAAGAAGUAAGAGCUAUAUUUGCUGACUACUGGUCUAGGUUUGGUUUGAUUGCUGCGGUACGACGACGGCACGCCCUCCGGCUGGGGCCUGGCCUGGCCUGGUUGGCCGACCUAACUAACUGCCUGCCAGGCAGCCAGCGUUUAGUUUCCAUUCUUGGCUCUGGACUCUUUCCGUCGUGUAUCGCUGGCCGCUGUUAG